AUGGUCGACAUUGUGCUGGAGCAAGAGAGCGCAGGUAGCCCUGAUCUCUGGCCUGUCCGAAACGCGAAUAAUGCCCAAAACUCCUCUCCGUCGACUGCUUCGUUCACUCCCCAUUCGGUUGCCACCCGCCGCCCCGUCGAGCAGAAGCGCCGGUCUCCAGGCCGACAUGCCAGCCCGGCCGGAUUGCAGGCGAUGGAUAGGACUAUGGGCCAAGCAAUCUACCGAAAUCACCGUCAAGCCGACAUUCGCCGGUGA
Molecule: messenger RNA, 255 nt
Organism: Protopolystoma xenopodis
Lineage: Eukaryota; Metazoa; Platyhelminthes; Monogenea; Polystomatidea; Polystomatidae
Source: the annotation of a GenBank genome assembly